Salpingoeca rosetta is the source of this 2736-nucleotide messenger RNA. RefSeq lists its product as uncharacterized. The transcript is spliced from 12 exons. Bases 43 to 2445 code for a protein of 800 amino acids. The record is from RefSeq and is a predicted model, not a curated record. Lineage: Eukaryota; Choanoflagellata; Craspedida; Salpingoecidae.
CUUCGUCUUCCUCCAGCAGGUUGUGAUUGUGGAAAAUUGCACAUGUCUUGCAGUAAAAUUCAGCACUCGCUGUUGCCAAAGACGAAAGGCGAGACAAACAGAAGAAGAACACAGCGCCCAGCUGUCUCCAGCUCGCACGGCAGCAGACACAAGGCCUGUUGUGGUGUGCUUUGCGUUGGUGGAACGUGUGGCGGUUGUUGUGCAUCAGAACAGUACCGAAUGGGCGAUGGGGAAGAUGACGCGACGGUGGCCGGGUUCCUUCGGGACUUCAUGAUCAACCCGUACGGUGCUGCGUUCCUGCAAGCAUCAACGGACGCAAAGAUGCUGCACCACAUGAACGCCAUUCAAAAGCCGCCCGAGAUUCCCAAGGUAGCGCGGUUGAGACAACGCCGCAAGAGCGUGCAACCUGUAUCACCAACAGCAGCAGGAGGCGGCGACGACGACUGGAUGACCGUGCUCCAAGCACUCCAAGACGACCUUGAACUGGACAACGAAGAGAGACAUGAGGGCGGGGAUGCUGGCGCCACCAUCACGGACGUUCAGCCCAUGGCGCAUGCUGUUGCCAUUGCGGACGGUACACAUGACGACGACGAGCAUGCCGGUGGCGUGACGGGAUCUUACGUUGCAGGUGAUGGAAUAAAGCACCCACAACACCAACAGCACCAGCAGCAUCCGCUGCCAUCGCCGUCGUCGCUGCGGCGUCCACGAAGCAGGAGCCCCGAGCAGCAGCGGCGCAAGCGGCUGGAGAUGCGGCAGCGGCAGCGGGAACAGCAGCGGCGAAACCAGUCGUCGCCAUCGCGUGGGGUGGGCCUUGCCUCCGUUGCCACGCCGCUCGGCGCCCUGCAGGAGGAAGACCGGGACGAGAACAGUCAUGAUGGUGCGCAGCGCGGAGGUACGCCCAACGAUGCAGAAUCAGCGAUACCACGGCGUGGUGGUGGUGGUGGUGGUGGUGGUGGUGGUGGUGGUGGUGGUGUUGAUGAUGACGAUGAGGCCGCGUUGGAUCACCAGCAGCAGUCAUCAUCGCCUGUGAAGCACAGAGAUGGCAUGGAACAGGGCGGUGCAGGCCGUGGCGUAACAGAUAACGCACGCACGCUGCCCCCACUUCGCACCGGUCCUCCUGCCCAUCUCGCCCGUAGAACAACAACCACACCCCCACCGCCACCGCCAAGCACAGCACCAACGCCCCACCAGCACCAGCACCCUGGAGUUGUGGACAGGCCACGACCCGCCUCUGCUCGAUCUGUGUCAUCGGCAACAUCCACAUCAACGCUUCCGCCGCUCCGGACAACGCUUCCACGCACACCUGGACCCGGUGUCCACCCGUCGACACACCAUCUUGCGUCACGGGCAGAGCAGCGGGCGCAGCAAAAACGCGGACUCAAGAUGUCGUUCAAGCAGACGCAGUGGGCCGUGGGCACGCGGCAGCACCUGCAGCAGCAGAUGAAGAAGCAGGCGCGGGCGCUUCGACGGACGGCGCACUCCGAGUGGAUAUUCGCCACCGAAAGCAGACUCGACCAGGAGAUUGUUGAUCUGCAUCGUGAGCUGGAAUUUCUUCGCCGUGAACUCGCCGCCUCCGGUCUCCCGCCGGCACAGGCAGACGAGCACAUUCGGUUGACGCUGCAGCGCCAGCGCCCAAUUCCACACAUCCGCGCACUCACGGCCGUCCUUGCAAAGAUGCCCGGAUCAUUACGCGAGGAACUGCAACACGUUGCAAAUGUGUACACGACUGUGCUUGAAGAGCCAGACGAAGAGCAGGCGCCGCAGUGCGUCGACGACCACGGGCGCGUUCUAAAUGCAUUUUCGCCGCUUGACGAAAUGCUCAACGCAUCAGAGGUCCAGCAACGAUUACGCGCAAGCCACGGCCGCAGCAACUUUGAUGCGGAGGUGGCGGAAAUGGCGGGUCCAGUUGCGCAAUUCAUCGCCACGUGUCGCCGCGAGCAGCGCGACUGCCGGCAAAUUGUGCGGCACUUGGAGGAAAUGCGACAGUUUGUGGAAGCAGACAAGAUCAGACUCUCCCAAGAAAUUCGACAGGAGGAGCAGAAGAUUGCAUCGUACAAACGUGACAUUACAGAAGCAGAUGCGGCACUGGAAGCAAUGCAGGCGGAAAUGAGAGCCGCGCGGUCGGCGCCGAAAGCGGACGUGACGAGCGAUUCCCCGAAGCAGCUGGAGGCCAUGCACCGCGAGAUUAUCCUGAAUACGCAGAAGCAGGCGAAGAUGCGGCGUGUGCGGGAGACGGGGUGUGUUCCGCGACGCGUUCUCGAUUGGAUCGAGGACAGCAUCGAAAACGCAAAGAGUAACACCAUCUGGUGGAAGAAGCAGGCUGAGCUGCUUCGCUUGGACGUGGCGGACUUGCACGCACGCGCACACCGUAUCCGCAAGCAAAACGCGCAGGCCGAAGCCGAGAAGAAGGCAAAGGAGCAGCAGGCAGCAACACCCAAGGGGUAGCCGUGGUGGCUGCUGUGGUUACGAGAGUGGUGGUGGUGGUGGUGCCUUGCGACUUGCGUGCGAAUCGCAACAUCAAGUUGUGAUUGGCCAAGGUGGCAUGGCAAGGAGCAGUUGGAGGUGGGUGCUUGUGAUCAGUCACUGGUCACUCAUGUGCUGAUGCAGCUGGUGAUGAGUGGCUGGCGUUUACUCUUCGACACCUUCCAUGUCCAAUUAUUGUACAUACACACACACGUGUCGAGCUAAUGUAACAUUGUGUACAUCUACACCCGCAUUGUUUGGUUAUUAAACGUU